Musa acuminata AAA Group (dessert banana) is the source of this 2793-nucleotide messenger RNA. Its product is annotated as soluble inorganic pyrophosphatase. The transcript is spliced from 13 exons. Lineage: Eukaryota; Viridiplantae; Streptophyta; Magnoliopsida; Zingiberales; Musaceae. Gene Ontology annotation, molecular function: inorganic diphosphate phosphatase activity; magnesium ion binding. Gene Ontology annotation, cellular component: cytoplasm; cytosol. The record is from RefSeq and is a predicted model, not a curated record. Gene Ontology annotation, biological process: phosphate-containing compound metabolic process. Bases 150 to 788 code for a protein of 212 amino acids.
ACCGAAUCCGCUCCGAGGCGCACGUGCUUCCUCCUCGAAGCACCGGUUGAUCUGCCCCCUCAGUCGCUUUAACGCCCACCGCCUCCGCCGCGUUCGCAGCAUCCUUUGAUCCAGGUGUUCACGGCUUCUCCUCCCCCGUAAACAGAAACAUGAGCACAGUAAAUGGGGCGGCUUCAACAGAGACACGCACAGUCCCACGGCUCAAUGAAAGGAUUUUAUCAUCAAUGUCAAGGAGAUCAGUAGCUGCGCAUCCUUGGCAUGAUCUUGAAAUAGGUCCCGGGGCUCCUGCUGUGUUUAAUGUUGUUGUGGAGAUAACAAAAGGAAGUAAAGUCAAAUACGAACUUGACAAGAAGACUGGGCUGAUUAAGGUAGAUCGAAUCUUAUAUUCCUCAGUGGUCUAUCCUCAUAAUUAUGGUUUCAUCCCUCGCACUCUUUGUGAAGAUAAUGACCCCAUGGAUGUUUUAAUCCUUAUGCAGGAGCCGGUUCUUCCUGGUAGCUUUCUACGAGCCAGGGCCAUCGGUCUUAUGCCUAUGAUUGAUCAGGGGGAGAAAGAUGAUAAGAUCAUUGCUGUUUGUGCUGAUGAUCCUGAGUAUCGUCACUACAACGACCUCAGUGAAUUGCCUCCUCAUCGUCUCGCUGAGAUUCGUCGUUUUUUUGAAGACUAUAAGAAGAACGAGAACAAAGAGGUUGCCGUGAAUGAGUUCCUACCUGCAACUACUGCCCGUGAAGCCAUCCAGUACUCUAUGGAUCUUUAUGCUCAGUACAUAUUACAGAGCUUGAGGCAGUAGAUUGCAAGCUUUUGGUUGAGCAUUUCAAAUCAUGUGGCGUUAAAGACUGUUGUAUCAUGACAUUGUUCCGCUUUGUGAACUUGUAACGCUGGAUUUAGUUAUAUCCGCUUAGAUGGUUGUUGGGUUGAUCUUAAAUGUGCAACAAUGUAAUUAAGUUGUUCUGAGAGGAGGCAGAUGCUUUCACUAUACAGAAGGGAUAUGACCUGGAAAACUUGGUGGCAGGGCAUUCGAUUGCCAUUUCUGCAACGCCCUCUCCUCCCGCCCUUUCUCCUCUCUAACCCUCGACCCCUCCUUGCCCUCCGCUGUACCAUCUGCUCCGUUUCCGCUGACUAUGCCUGCAUUUGCCUCCUCGCCCGCCGCUGGCUCCGCCUACCCCUGCCUCCUCCCGGUACCUCGCCGUCUGCAACCCACUCACCGGGUCACACCGUCUCCGCCCCCCGUUAGGCUCGCCAUGGUCAGCUUGCGACGCCCUCGUACUUACCCAGCUUGCGGCGCUGCCCUGCGCCCCGGGCCCACACCGUUGGCUCAAGUUCUCCCUCCCGGAGGCCCGUCAUGAUGGCCGGCGCGAUCUUCGCCGUCUGCGACGUGGCAACCCCUGGCCGAGACUGUGGAGGCUCCUCUCCUGCCGCCUCCUCGAUCUCGGCGGGUGGACCGCGCUCCAGCGCCCGCGGCUGGUCGCGGGGGUGGGCGGGGGGCGGAUCUUGAUGAUCGGAGGGCUGCGGUCGUCGCUCGCAACCGACGCGUCAUGGUCGACAGUGUUGAUGUUGAGGCGCGACCUUGUGACUGUGGACUAGGACGAGGCUGUCGUUCUUUCAGCAGUAGGGGAUUGGGUCCUGCCGACCGCUGGGGCCAAUAAUAAGGUGAAGGUGAUUGGUGGGGAUGGUAGGGUUUGGUUCUCAGGGAGGGGGUCAGAGUAAAGUUGGUGAUGUGGGAGGAGGAGGACGACAAGGGUGGCUGCGGAGUGUGGAGUUAGGUCGAUGGCUUUACAGGGGCCAAUGAUGGGGUAUCCAGGGGGUUCGUGUUUGGUGCUUGAUUUGGUGCCGCCCCAUGAGUGAUAGCCAAAUUUGCUUAUGAUAUGGUUCUGUGAGCUUGACGGUGUCUGUUAUAGCCCUGUAGAACAGGCUAAUGUGCAUGAACCCUGAGAUGGAGAGACCUGCUUUGGCAUCAGAGGAAGCUACUGCAGGAAGGUGGUGGUGCUGCUGCUUGGAAUUGGAUACCACAGCUUGCUUGUAUGAACAUGAGAAUCAAAAACUAAUCAAGAGAGGGACUGACAACAUCUAGGAAUUCCUGGUGGCUCAGCAUGCAUUCUCGCAUCACUGGAUGUCUUUGUUUCCCAACCUUUUGAGGGUUUAUUUAAUCACCUGUCUCUAUCGAGCCAUUAUCCAGGAAAGGGACGGCUCUUAUUGGUCGGCAGGAUGGAGAACCUCCUUCUGGAAUCGAUAUUGACAUUGCCAUGGAGAGGCCAGUCCACAGAUUCUUCAAGCCUCGUCUAUUCUGGGGAGGCAGAAUCAAAGAACAUUGCCCCAGAUGUAAGCAAUCAGGUCAAUCAUCCACUUGGCGGAAGUGGAGGCAUGUUCUUGAGCUGGAUUUUGCCUUUAGCAAAGCCAGGCACAAGAUCCAUGAUUGAUUGGGCAAGAGUAUAAUACAAGACAACAGGAUCAUCCUCGCCUGAAUCAAUCAUGUCAUGCGUGUGAGACACUCGAGAGCCGGCCCACCAUGGAGCCUUCUCCUGCAUAUGCGAAGCUGGGGCUUCAGGGAACCAACGACAUGAAUCUUCGUCAGUUGACAUGUUCAAGGACCAAUUCCUGUCUCCUCAUCAAGCAGCACUACUCAGGUGGAACUUUUCCAAGGAAACUUUAAUGUCAACCUGUAGAAGAAACAAAUGACGGCGUAUAUAAUGUAGUCUAUAGCAGCCUUUAGGCACUGCUUAUUGGAAGAUUUUAAUCUAUCCAUCGUUCUAGGAUUUGACCUUUGUCAAUUAUUAAUUCCGAUGCUUACUUCUUCA